Molecule: messenger RNA, 7143 nt
Organism: Erpetoichthys calabaricus (reedfish)
Lineage: Eukaryota; Metazoa; Chordata; Cladistia; Polypteriformes; Polypteridae
Gene: abhd4
Product: abhydrolase domain containing 4, N-acyl phospholipase B
Exons: 7
Coding region: 96-1235 (379 amino acids)
Cellular component (GO): lipid droplet
Molecular function (GO): phosphatidylcholine lysophospholipase A1 activity
Source: RefSeq, a predicted model, not a curated record
CCAGUUUAGAGAUUUUCAGAUGGAUUUUUUGCCUGUGUGAUAAUCAUUUUUCUCCCUCUUUUUCUCUCUUCAUUAACCCAACGCUGCCGAGAUGAAUGUCCGCUCACCUGAACACCUUAUAUGGAUUAAGUGGUUUUGAAAAUGCUACGUUAAUUUCUGCUGGCUGGCUAACAAGUUGGAUCCCUUCGUGGCGCCCUACUUCCAUGUCACUGCUGAAGAACGCAGAAGCCAAAAUCCUUUCCUGCAUCCGCAGUGAGCUUGUGACUCGCUUCAUAUCUCUUCCAACCCAGGACAAAAUCUGGACUUUAAUGGUGUGUAACAAAAGAAAAAAUCUAGAUGCCACAGAACGGAGUACUGCCAAUCACUCACCCCUUGUCCUUAUGCAUGGAUUUGGAGGUGGCAUAGGCCUCUGGGUGCAAAACCUUGAUGCCCUGUGUCGACGGCGUACUGUGUAUGCAUUUGAUCUACUUGGAUUUGGGAGGAGCUCGAGGCCGACUUUCAGCACAGACCCCAGUGAGGCAGAGGAUCAGUCAGUAAAUGCGAUUGAGGAAUGGAGAAAAGCUGUUGGAUUGGACAGUAUGAUCCUUCUGGGGCACAGUCUGGGAGGAUAUCUGGCUGCUUCCUAUGCCAUACGACACCCUCACAGGGUACGCCACUUAAUCCUGGUUGACCCUUGGGGAUUCCCAGAACGUUCACAGUCCCAAGAAAGUCAAGACAAUGGGAAUUCUGUCAAACGGAAUGGGCCACCGCGCUGGGUCAAGGCAGUGGCUACUGUUUUGUCUUAUUUCAAUCCUCUAGCAGUGCUACGAGUUGCAGGCCCCUGGGGCCCUGGUCUGGUGCAGCGGUUUCGACCGGAUUUCAAGCGAAAGUUUGAGGAUCUGUUUGAUGAUGAUACCAUGACGGAAUACAUCUACCACUGCAAUGCACAGACCCCCAGUGGUGAAACUGCGUUUAGAGCCAUGUCAGAGUCCUUGGGCUGGGCCAAGCGCCCCAUGCUGGCCCGAAUUCACUUGAUAGCACGUGAGGUUCCAAUCACUCUGAUUUAUGGGGCCCAGUCUUGGGUCGAUGGCAGCACAGGUGACCGUGUGAGGGACCUACGACCGGGAAGUCAUGUCAACAGCGUGACUAUAAAAAAUGCUUCGCACCAUGUUUAUGCAGAUGCACCAGAAGAAUUUAACCAGAUUGUUGAAGAGAUCUGUGAUUCUGUGGACCAUACAGCAGGCCAAACCUCGUGAUUCAUGGAGCAAAAGGUUUAGAAGCACAGUGAAUGCCCACAUUCAGCCCAGCUGUCAAACUGAAGUGGAGAACAUGGGGCUCUACAUGAGUUUGUGACUAUCGGCUGGGCAUCAUUCAUCAGGACAGGGGUCGGGGAUAGAAAAUAUGGCUAUCCGUACCAAGAUGAUUGUUGGUGUUCCCUUCUUAAAGAUGACCCAAGGUUUUGAGCUAGAAGAUUGCUUUAGCUAUGAGUUAUUGCAGCUUCUCGAGUUAGACCAUUACCCCACAAAUCUCCGUCCUUGAGCUCCACUGCAAGGGGGACACCGCCAUUCCUUAUCAUUUCCCAUUCAUGAAUCAUGUUUUGGGAAGAACAGUGUUUCUAACAAAAUACCGUGAGUCUGACUUAUUUACCUAGGUGUACCUCGGUGGACAAUUUUCCUUAAGUCUGAAAAAAGUAAUUUGCAUUUUUUUUGCUUAGCAAUGUGAAAGCAUUCAUUUCUGAAACGAUGCAGUCAUGAUAUUAAUGUAAUAUUUACUUUAAAGGAUAAGUUAAGUAUUUUUCAAGUCAAAAUUAUUUCUUCACAAUUUUGGUAUAUAUUUAUUUGCCACAUAAAAUUGUGCUGUAAAGUGAAGCGUUUUCUUAUACAUUUUAAAAAUGUGUUUGUUCUUGCAGCUUACAGUGAUGUUAAUGGAUACACAGGUCCAUAAGGGAACGAAAAAGCCUUACACCUUACCAAAUGUGUGCAUUUUUUCAAGCAAAAAAUAUUGUAUAACAUUGGUCAGUGUCUUGACUAAUGAUGAGCAAACCCCAUGGAUUUCUAUUCGCUGCGCGUUGAGUGAAAUCAAAGAAAUGUUUGUGAACUUCACCAAACUCUGCAAAAUGUGUUGAAGUCAAUGGGGAAGGAGGGACUGAACUAGUUUUAGUGGAUUAUAAUGGUGCAAUGGUCUUUUAAGUGUCCCUGUGGGCUACAGAAAAGUCUGCAAACUAUGGUGAGCCAACUAUGGUGGCCAGAUAUGUGAUAUGAGCUGUAAGGCAGCAGUACUAAUCACUGUAUCCCUGUGUCUCAAACAGUAAAAGACGCAGAUGGAAUGAAUAUCACAAACUAAAUGCAACAACCAACCACAGGCACAAAUUAGCAAUAAGUAAAUAAAAUGUACUAAUAAAAUGCCACAAAGCGUUGGUGUUGGUCUUGCUCAUUCCAUUGUUUGACAUAGUUCUGGGUGGAGCUGGAAUGUCAGUUUUAUUUCCAGUUUAUCUGGGCAAAUACUUUAAUUAAGAAGAAAGAAACUACUUGCAAACAGUAAUAAAAUCUAUUGUAGUGUCAUGUGUUUGGUGAUGAGAGAAGCAGGAGCUCACCUGUAAGGCUUGUUUUAGGAUGUAGCCAGCAUGCAAAAUUAGCCAUGUGGUGCUACGCUGCCAGCAGGGAUCAGUGCUCGUAAUAUUCUCAUUAUGGUCACAAAUGUAUCCUUCAAAUGAAAAUGCUGCAAGUUAUUUUUAUCUAUUUUUAUUUUUCUAUUUUUUUUAAUGCAUGCAGGAUGUAAAUUCAGUAGUGUUUCUCAGCCUUUAUGGCUUCGGGACCCAAUUUUACCUUUUUAAGUUCACUGAAGACCCACAUACUGCAAUUGAAGACAUGGGUUUAGAGUUGAAACAACCGCAAAUUGAAGAGGGAAGUUUUCCCCUUGGUGAAACAAAUGUGGUUGGAUAUGGGACAAAAUAUCACUCAGUACUGUUUUUGUUUUCCCUUGUGUGCUUGCAAGCCAGUGAUGGCCAUGUCUGUAAUAAUCUUACAGUAAGUUCUGCGCAUGGUUGUCACAGUUCUGUGAUAUCAGUCUGGCCUCACAAAGCAUUGUGUAGCACUUGGAAAAAAUUAAUUUCUGGGAAAAUGUGCAGGGAAAAAGGUCACUAGCAGGCACUGGAUAUUCACUGUGAAAAAUGCUUAUGUGAAUUUUGCUGAUCUACGCUACUCUUGAGACUGCAUAUAUAUUGCGAAACAGCAUAGCAGUAUUGUUUUAAGAAGGAAAAACACACAAAAUAAAACAUUGUUUUGACAUUCAGUCAUUUUACUCUGAAGUUCUUCUUCCACUGCACCGUUCAGUGCCAGGGGUUUGAAAUCACCUCAGAAAGUCAACACAAAGCGCUGCUAUUGACAUUAUUAAAUGCUAAUGCUCAGAUUUGAAUUGCUGUCUGUGUUUUGUAGACAACUAGGUAAUAAUAACUGAAAAAAAUCAUACUUUACAGUUGCUUAUAUUUUUACUAUAUGGAAAUCAUUUAUGUUUCAUUAUUUCAGUGUCUGCUUCCACCAUGUAGCGACACAAGCCCCUGCCUCACUCUGCUCACCCAGGGUUAGAGACAACCCAUAUGCACCCGUAUGCCACCAUUUCCCCUAGCUGCUCAUCGUCGGCUACACAUCACUGGCACAAUCUCAGUCUGCAUUUUUCUACCAAACAUGCAUACUGUACUAGUAAUCUGUCAUUCAAGGUAAGGUAUGACAGGCAAAGAAGGUGAUAGUUUAUAGGCUCAGCUAGUGCCGUGUCUGUGGUUUACACCUUUGCCUCCCAGUCCUUGCCUCUGCUUUUGGAGCGCCUUUUAUUCUGGAUUCACAGGUAAUGCAGAGCUGUCAUUCCUGCCUCACAACACCAGGGUCUGCUUGAGUUUUAGAUGUACUCCCUAUGUAUUUACGGAUUGAUUUUUAUUUAUAGAAAGUACAAUGAAUCUCUUAUGUACUCUUUAUCUACACUACCACUUGGCAUUAAUCUCACUCUGUAGGUGAUGUAAAAUAACAGCACAGAAUGUAUUGGGUGAAAAAUAAGCACCAUUUAGGUAAAACAGUCAUAUAAUUGUGAGUGUAUAGCUGUCUAUUAUUACAAGCCAUGACAGAACAUAAUUUGAAAAAACAGAAUUGCAGGGACUAGAGUGGGAUUAUAAGCAGAAUACAGACCUUAGCGCUGAGGUCUUCUUGGGUUGUUAUAACUUGACCUACGGUGGGCUGUGAGCAGACAAGUGAACAGGAAAUGCAUUUUUACCUCAAGAAAAAUAGUUCCAAGAAUUGUGAUAAGAAAAUACUUUUUCUUGUUUCCUUUCAUUAUUACAAAGAUGCCUCAUAAAUGUGGAAGGCAUAUUUUCUUAAAUUGAAAACUUUGCUGCUUCAAAGUGGACAUACUGUAUUUGGUAAGUUUUAAGGCUUUUUCAUUCACCUGGACUGUGUAUCCAUUGGUCCCAUUAUACACUGUACAAAUAAAUUUUCAAAAUUUAUAAAAAGUGGUUCACUUCAGAACACAAUUUUAUGUGGCAAAUUAUUAUAUACCAUGAUUGUGAAGAAAUAACUUUUAACUUGAAAAAUAUGUAACUUACCUGUUAAGCUCGAAUAUUUAGCAGAAAACAGAGCUAACCAUGGAGAAGCUGUAACAGAUGGAAAGAAAAAUCAUAGUCAGACCUACUCCAUUUUUUCUGAGUGUCAAAAUUAUAUCCUAUGCAGCAGUCCAUUGAAAAGCUGUACUCGCUGUGGUGUCAGCAGUAGGGUCCUGUUCAUCUAUUCCAUAAACCCAAACUAGCUAGCCUUUGGAGUAGGGAUACCAUCUAGGGCUCUCUCAGCUCUUGUAAUAGAGGCCUUGUCUGGAAUAAGUAGGAUUUGGACCUUACUCUAAUCUCCUAGUAAAACUGGUACAGGUUAUAAGAUGAUCCAUAUUCCCCAUAGGGCUUGCCUGAUGAGACACCAAGAUAACUAAGAGGAAAGUCACAUAUGACUGUCCUGAAAUUAUUGUAACAGCCAGUGUUAGACUGUUACAUUAUAGAUUAAACAAACAACCCCAAAAUCCUUGAUCUCUGCUGUCUUAAGAGCCUGCCUUCCUUUUUUAGUAGCCAUACAUGGAAUUGUGAAUUUUGAGAAGAUUAGCAUUUCUACAAAGAGUACCUGAGAUGAGAAGGCUUUAAAGAAAUGCCAACUAGAUCAUGGAUCUUCUGCCUCGAUCCUAAUGGGCUGUGUUUUAAUUUUUUUUUCUUUUUUUUCAAUUAAUAGUCAUUCUCUUAAUCAGCUACUAAUAUCAGACUUUUCACAGAACUGAUCACUUUCAUCUGAGCCUGGGCAUUACAAAAAUCAAUGUAUGAAAAAUAGCAAUACAUUAGGAAGCAAGUAAGAGAGUAUACACUCAUUAAGGAAAAUCUUCCUUUUGCUGUCAGAGCAGUCUCAGUUCUUCAUGGCAUGGAUUCCGCAAGAUGUUGGAAACAUUUCUUUGAGAUUCUGCUCCAUGUUGACAUGAAUGUAUCAUCCAACUUCUGCAGAUUUGUCAGCUGCACAUUCAUGCUGCCAAUCUCUCAUUCUACCCCACCCCAAUGGUGUAGAUCUGGUGACUUGGAAUCCCACUGAAGUACAUUGAACGUGUUGUUAUGUUCAUGAAACCAGUGUGAGAUGACUUUUGUUUUGUGACAUGGUGCAUUUUAAUGCUGAAAGUAGCCAUUAGAAGGUAGGUGAACUGUAGCCAUGAGGGGAUGCAUGAGGUUAACAAUAAUACUCAAAUAGGCUUUGGCAAUAAAGUAAUUAAUGAUUGGUAUUAACUGGCCCAAAGUGUGCCAAGAAAACAUUCCCUUCACCAUUACACCAGCUCCACCAGACUGGACUGUUGCCAUAAGGUAGGUUGGUUUCAUGGAUUUAUGCUGUUGGCACCAAUAUCUGACCCAACUAUCUGUAUGCCUCAGCAGAAAUCGAGAUUCUUCAGACCUGGCUAAGUUUUUUCUAGUCUUCAGCUGUUCAGUUUUGAUGAGUCUGUGCCCACUGGAGCAGCAGCUUUCUGUUCUUGGCUGACAGGAGUGGAACCCAACGUGGUCUUUAGCUCUUGUAGCCCAUCUGCUUCAAUGUUCGCCGUGUGGUGCAUUCUCAGAUGCUUUUCUGCUCACUACAGUUGUACAGAGUGGUUACCUUAGUUACUGUAGCCUUUCUGUCCGCUCAAACCAGUCUGGCUGUCCUACUUUUACUUUUUUCAUCAACAAGGUGUUUCUGGUUGCUGAGCUGCCACUCAUUGGUUAACACCAGUCUGAGUAAACUCUGUAGAGACUGUUGUGUAUGAAAUCCCCAGGAGGUGAACAGUCAUAGAAAUAGUCAAACCAGCCUGUGUGGCACCAACAGUCAUGCCAUGGUCAAAAUCACUGAGCUCACAUAUUUUUCCCAUUCUGGUGUAACUGAAGCUGCUGACUUGUAUCUGCAUGAUUUUAUGCAUUGUACUGCUGCCACAUGAUUGGCUGAUUUUAUAAUUGCCUGGAAAAGCAGCUGUACAGCACUUCCUAAUAAUUUACACAGUAAAUUUAUGUUGGUCAGUGUCAUAGCUUCUAAAUUUCAGGGUUAUCUGAGUGGACACAGCAAGAAAUCUGCUCCAGCUAACAAGUAGACUGCAUAUCACAGCAAAAACUGGGAGCAUCCAUGCUUCUCCACUUAGGAACCACUCUUUGGGCUUCAUGAAGGCCUCCUAAUGCAGGCACCUCCAGUAAGGUGUAACAAGACAGGAGUUUCCACAAGGAACUUUUCUAGGUGAAGCAGAAACAUUCAGACACAGUUUGAUAGAGUGUACAGGCCAGACUCUGUACAAAUGGGACAUCUCAUUUUCCAGAAGUCCAUUGUCCCUGGAAUUGCUUUUGGCAUGUGUCACAAAAUCGUGUUCCAUGUCAUGAAGCCCAAUGCACAAAUGUUGUUCAGUGGUCAGAAAGGUUAAUCCAAUGCUAAUGUAGACUCCCGGUGUAUUGAGCCUAACCCAGGAAAUGCCCCUGACCAAAAGCUGGCAGAUCAGAGGUUAGUUUAUUAAAAUCACUUCAUUCUGUAAAACUAGACAUUUACUAAUAAGUACAACUUUUGCUAACUUAGAAGACACACUUAUAUUUUUAAUACUUUUGUUAUAUGUACUUUAUACACUUUAUUAAAUAAAGAUGCUAUAUUUUUUCCU